Messenger RNA from Conger conger (European conger), 1985 nucleotides. Its product is annotated as macrophage mannose receptor 1-like. The transcript is spliced from 7 exons. NCBI's taxonomy places the organism in Eukaryota, Metazoa, Chordata, Actinopteri, Anguilliformes, Congridae. The record is from RefSeq and is a predicted model, not a curated record. The coding region runs from base 66 to 1469 and encodes 467 amino acids.
GUUUGGCUGGUUGCUAAUAUUGGCUCCUCUCUGUGAUUGGGAUUGUCAGAUGGAAAUCUGCAGUUAUGAAGAACAGAGCCAGUGUGUUUCCUUUCCUGAUUAUCUUAGGAUGUUGCUCCCUGAUAUCAGGUCUGUCACCCCAGUAUCACUUUGUGAAUGAUCAGAAGAAUUGGACAGAAGCACAGAAAUACUGCAGGGAAAAGUAUUCAGACCUGGCAUCAAUGUACAACAGUGCUGGGAUUGAAAGCAUACGAGAGGCUGUGCACAGCGGUUUUAGUGGUAGGGCAUGGAUAGGACUAGAAAGGGGAGACUUGUUUAAGUGGCACUGGUCCUUGGCAGACAGAGAUUUCUACAGAGACGGGGAGUUAGAAUUUCGAAACUGGAAGCAGGGUGAACCGAAAAAUGAUCACAAAGAGAGCUGUGCAGCAAUGUAUCCCAGUGGUAAAUGGUUUGAUGACAACUGCAACAAUAAAAGACACUUUAUAUGCCUUAAAGGACGAAGUAAUGGCAACAAGGGCUUCAUCUUACUUCAGCAAAUGAAGACCUGGAGAAAAGCUCAGGCCUUCUGUAGGGCAAAUCAUGAAGACCUGGUCAGUGUGCGGAAUCAGUCAGAGAACCAGGAAAUACUGCAUUUGUUACAGUUACAGAGCGCAUGGAUUGGACUGUUCAGUGACUCCUGGAAAUGGUCUGACCAUAGCAACUCCUCAUUCCGCUUCUGGAGGUCGAAACAACCAAAUAAUUUGCGAGGAAAGCAGCAUUGUGUGGGAGUUGUGCUGGAAGACUCUGGAAGAUGGAAUGACUUUCAGUGCAAGGGCAGUCGGCCUUUCUUCUGUCAAGGCAGAAUGAAGUCCCAAGCCCCUCUCCCCACAGUGGAGAGUGUGACACACAGUGUGACACACAAAUCUACAAAUCAAGCACCUAGUAAAUAUACCUCUCAGAAAAGCAGUACUGAGCAACAGACUACUGGAUAUGAAACUACUCAGCUAGAAAAAUACAUCACCACUACAGGCCCCACUGAUAAAGAGACAUUGACCACCAAGUACAAAUAUGCAGAACAUAUAACAACUGAAAAGGCAAUGAUGGAACGCACAACUGAAGACUAUCUGAUCCUGAUUCAGGAGAAUAUGACCUGGAACGAAGCCCUGCAUUAUUGCAGAAUGCGCCAUAUCAAUUUGGUGUCUGUGACUUCUGUAGCCACUCAGAAAUGGGUGGCAAAGAAGGCUGAAAAUGCUUCUACUGCCCAUGUUUGGCUGGGCCUGCGAUUCACCUGUGUCUUCAAGUUCUGGUUCUGGAUAACAUCUGAAACUGGUUGUUAUCAGAACUGGGCUCAUGGACAUGAGCCAGUUGGGAUGGAGGAGUGUGGUCACACAGGAGCUAUUGAAUCUGGAGGGGAACAUCAGUGGGUCAGCUUGCCAGAGACUGAGAAGCUCAAUUUCAUCUGUUAUACUUGUGAUGGUCAGAGACACUAAUUUGGAGCGCCCUCUGAAUCCAACUGUUACUUCUGGAGUCUUGGAUAAUAAUCUUUGUGAUUACCAAAAACAUUGUUUCUUAUUGGAAUAAAAACUAUUUAUAAAUGUUUUAUAAAAACAUGAAACAAUAAACUAUCACCUGAUCAAGUAAACUAAAAAUUGAGAGCAACAAAAGAUAUGUUUUCCUAUAAUGUUCACUGUCUGUGUGCAUGUGUGUUUCGAUUGAUUUUGAAUGUGUACAAAAACUAUUGUGAACAUACAUUUUACAUUGGACAAUUUUUGUGGCCACUGAUUGAAAUCCUCUUGCAACACUACAUGAUGUGGAAUACAUAGGGGAGAACCGGCACAAGUGUAACAUUUCACAAUUGUAACAAAUACAUUUUCUCAUUCAACAAUAUAAGCACAGAUGCAAAAAUGCAUUCAUAUAUGCAUUGUGCUGUCCUCUAACUACAGUGCAAUUCUGAGAUCUGUGCAACUCAUUAAACUGUGAGCAAAUUAUUUUUCAGUAAAUUAAUG